Penicillium macrosclerotiorum is the source of this 228-nucleotide messenger RNA. RefSeq lists its product as uncharacterized. The coding region runs from base 1 to 228 and encodes 75 amino acids. The record is from RefSeq and is a predicted model, not a curated record. The transcript is spliced from 2 exons. Lineage: Eukaryota; Fungi; Ascomycota; Eurotiomycetes; Eurotiales; Aspergillaceae.
AUGGAGCCGAUCCGAGAGCAACAUGAAGACAGGGAAGUAUUGCUUCCCAAGGAUCCCAAUGAUGAUGCGUUCCUGGAGAAAUAUUCACGAGAAGUGCCGUCAGUUUGGAAACGAAAGACCUAUACAUUUACCGGCAAUCCAAGAUACCUACACGACAACAUGUUUUCCAGCAGAAAUGAAACGAUUCGUACACUUCAUAACUGGCUCGAGCUGAGCGCAAGUAAGUAA